Molecule: messenger RNA, 6322 nt
Organism: Misgurnus anguillicaudatus (oriental weatherfish)
Lineage: Eukaryota; Metazoa; Chordata; Actinopteri; Cypriniformes; Cobitidae
Gene: apba1a
Product: amyloid beta (A4) precursor protein-binding, family A, member 1a
Biological process (GO): chemical synaptic transmission
Cellular component (GO): cytoplasm; plasma membrane; dendritic spine
Molecular function (GO): amyloid-beta binding; protein binding
Source: RefSeq, a predicted model, not a curated record
ACACCACAUGAUUCACUGUGUGGUGUCUCUGUGUACCGCCGCGUUUGUAAACGCAAUCCCCGUGCAUCUCUAUUUUACGUGGGGUUUGGGUAUUUGUGUGCGCUGCUGUUCUCCUGAACACGCUUGCGCCGUAGGCAUCCCCACCACCAACCUGCUUUCCUGCUGAAUGCAUACCCUGGACGCAGACUGAGUGCGCGCGUCGUCGGAUGCUGUGCAGGUUGAAAGACGCACGCACGACCGCAGAUAAGACGAAGAGGUCUUGAUAGAGGAUUGACGUAAAAAUCGCUCGUUAGCACGGUACGGAGAAGUGUACGUUAAAGUGAUGCGCAAUGUCACACCUUCAGUCUCUCCGGAGUGGUGCUGAUGCUGGCGUCUAUGCAGUGAAAUGUUUGGCCCCGUCUGACCCGGCACCAAUUUGGAGUUGAGCCACUUUGUCCUCCUUCUGAUCUUGAACCCCAGCCAUCAUUUUUGGGGAGCAGUCACAAACUCAUCUACCUCCACAUCUCUCUGUACCCAUCUGUCAUCCACAGAAGAUAGAUGAGACUGAGAGGUUAAUCUGAACUGAGUGGAGCCCAGUCUGGGUGAAGGAAUGCUCUGUGCGUAGAUCAUCACCUGUUCCAACAAUGAGCCACCAGGAGGCGCCACAUGGCCAGGAGUUGAGAGAGGCAACUGAGGGCGACCUGGAGCGCAGGGGCCCCGAGGGCCAGCAGCCUUCCUCAUCGCACCGCAGACGCCACGACAACGGAGAUGGUGGCUCCCGAUCCAGUCGUACACGCAACCACGGUACGGAGAAUAACCACUACCAGUCCCAACAACAGGGGCCUCCGCGGUACCGCAGGUACGAGGGAUCUAACGGAGGGACGAACCGCCCGCGUCCUGCGAGAAGGCAGACGGAGGAAAGCAACGUGGAGCAGCAGCACAUACCGCGACCUGCAGUGACGCGCUACCGCAGACAGGGGGACAACGAGGCCCGGCUCCGGGCGCAGCAGCAGAGACAAAAGCAGCGAGAGAGACAGCAGAGAGACACGGAGAGAGCCGAACAACAGAGGUUGGAGCAUCAGCAGCAUCUCACCUCACCUACGCAGCCUUCGCCCAGAGAGCCAGAGGAAGCUGAGGAGGAUACGGGGGAAGGAGGUGGUGCAUUGGAACGAUCCGCAAGCACUGAGAGCGGCUUUCACAACCACACGGACCGGGCGGAAGGGGAUGCGGUUAUGGCCAUGGAAGCCGAGCCGGAGGACGAAAGCACGUACGGCGUACCGCUGCGCCCCGAAGCAGAGGAGUACACGGAGAGCGCCGAGUCUGAGCAACAGCACGGUGGUCCAGCUUACCCCCAGCACCAGUACCCACCUCAGCCUCCACCGCUACCUCGAGAGCCCCUGCCCAAUGCUGAGAGACCACAGGUACAAGAUGCAGAGAUGCUAAACCCCAACUACUCCAAUUAUGUUUACACUCAGCCCAUGUACCGCAGUCCCACAGGAGUGGGAGAGGCCUGUGAGGUUGGAGCAGCAGAAGAUGAGGCCUACUCUGAGCCUUACGCUGAAUACCCCCUCCAGGAGCACGUUUAUGAAGAAAUACCAGACACCCCUUCGGCCAAAGCUGAGGGACAGACGCCUCAGCAGAGGAAGGCGGAAUUCAGGCUCUUGUACCAGCAGCAAGAGGCUGUCGGUUCCAGGCUCCACCACUACGACGAACGAUCUGACGGGGAGUCGGACAGCCCGGAAAAGGAAGCGGAGUUCGCCCCAUACCCACGUGCCGACAGCUGCGAGCAGGAUGAGGACAUUGACCAAAUUGUGGCAGAGGUGAAGGAGAGUCUGAGCUCCCAGAGUCUGGAGCGUGUUGCCAUGGGUCUAGACAAUGAUGGGAAGGAGGAAGUCGAGUGGCCCGAGUCUGAGCAAACGGAGGAGAUCAAACCCUCAGAGCCAGGGAGUGAAGGAGAGGUCAGGGAGAAUCCUCUCAGAAGCCCCUCAGAGGAGUCGACUCCAGUGAGGAACAGUCGUGAAAAGAGAGACGCAAUCUCACUGGCUAUUAAAGACAUCAAAGAGGCAAUAGAGGAGGUGAAGACAAGGACUGUUCGCUCGCCCUACACGCCCGACGAGCCCAAAGAACCAGUCUGGGUAAUGAGGCAAGACUUGAGUCCCACAGCUGAAUCUGACAUGCAGCCGUCUCCGGGGGCCGAUUCUCCGGGCUCGAGCUCCACCUCCCCGCAGGGGGCGGAGUCCUCCAGUCGUCACCUGCCGUCACAUGAGGGGAGUGACAGCUUUGAGUCUCCGUCUCCAGCUAGUAAAGAGUCAAGGAAAAGUCUCGCUUCGUUUCCAACAUAUGUGGAAGUACCAGGACCGUGUGAUCCAGAGGACCUCAUAGAUGGGAUUAUUUUUGCUGCUAACUACCUGGGAUCCACCCAGCUGCUCUCAGACAAGACGCCGUCCAAAAAUGUGCGCAUGAUGCAGGCACAGGAGGCUGUGAGUCGCAUUAAGACGGCCCAGAAAUUAGCCAAAAACAGGAAGAAGGCUCCUGAAGGUGAAGCUCAGCCCAUGACAGAGGUGGAUCUCUUCAUCUCCACACAGAGGAUCAAAGUUCUCAAUGCAGAUUCACAGGAGACCAUGAUGGAUCAUCCUUUAAGGACCAUCUCAUACAUCGCUGACAUCGGGAACAUCGUGGUACUGAUGGCAAGGAGGAGAAUGGCACGCUCCGACUCACAGGAGAACAUGGAUGCGUCUGAUCCUGCCCAGGAUGAGAAGCGCCAAUAUAAGAUGAUCUGCCACGUGUUUGAAUCUGAAGAUGCUCAGCUCAUCGCACAAUCCAUCGGCCAGGCCUUCAGUGUCGCCUACCAGGAGUUCCUACGUGCCAACGGAAUCAACCCGGAAGAUCUGAGCCAGAAAGAGUACAGCGAUCUUCUCAACACGCAGGACAUGUACAACGAUGACCUCAUUCACUUCUCCAAGUCUGAAAACUGCAAAGAUGUUUACAUAGAAAAGCAGAAGGGGGAAAUUCUGGGCCUGGUGAUCGUAGAGUCGGGCUGGGGUUCAAUCCUGCCUACAGUUAUCAUAGCAAACAUGAUGCACGGCGGCCCGGCGGAGAAAUCUGGAAGGCUGAACAUUGGGGAUCAGAUUAUGUCUAUCAACGGCACUAGUCUGGUGGGAUUACCUCUCUCCACCUGUCAGAGCAUUAUUAAGGGAUUGAAGACUCAAUCUAGAAUAAAGUUGAAUAUCGUCAGAUGUCCACCUGUCACCACCGUUCUCAUCAGAAGACCAGAUCUGAGAUAUCAACUGGGCUUUAGUGUGCAGAAUGGCAUUAUCUGCAGUCUCAUGAGAGGAGGGAUAGCGGAGCGCGGCGGGGUUCGAGUCGGCCACCGGAUCAUCGAAAUCAAUAGUCAGAGUGUCGUAGCCACCCCUCAUGAGAAGAUUGUACACAUUUUGUCAAAUGCAGUCGGUGAGAUUCACAUGAAGACUAUGCCGGCCGCCAUGUAUCGCUUGUUAACAGCCCAGGAGCAACCGGUUUACAUCUAAAACAGCGCUGGAUCAAGUCACCAGAUAUAACCUUAAACAUGAUGUGAAACUCUUGAGUCGGGUGAAGCUCGGCUCUCCAUGAAUCUUCAGUUUCUUCUCGCUGUCUCCCAUCAUCUCCUCAUCUCAUCUUUUUUCUGUUUCUGUGAGUGAGCAUGCUGUGCUGUGUCCUCUCUCUCUCUCUCUCUCUCUCUCUCUCUCUCUCUCUCUCUCUCUCUCUCUCUCUCUCUCUCUCUCUCUCUCUCUCUCUCUCUCUCUCUCUCUCUCUCUCUCUCUGUGUGCACUCGGCUCAGUCCGUGAAUGGAAAAGAUGGAAGUUAACCGAAAAUUUUAAAAGCACAGCGCAGGAAAUCAAUACUAUUAAAACCAAAUUUCUGCUCACAGUGGAAAAGGAGUUUGCCUUACUGUACUUUAAUGCUGUUAUUUAUUUCAGCCAGGCAGCCAUCAAGUGUUUCAACUGGAGUAUAGAGAAGUAUGUUGUUUAAGGCAUUAAAUAAUGUUUUUCAGGAGCAUCUGGACAUGUUUAUUCAACACAGUUUGUCAACCAUCCCAAUGCAUUUUUUACUUGUGAGGAGGGCGGAGAUUUCUCAGGAUGUGACCUCAUUACGCGCUGUGAUGUCAUAAUAAGUUUAUCGUAUGUUAGACUGAAACAUCAGCAAAAACAUUCAGGUACGCUUCAUCCAACGUAUAGUUUAAAUACUGUGAAAUCUCCACCAUCAUCUGAGUGAAAAGCAAUGGGACGAGUGGCAAAACGAGAUAACCACCAUUUUUUUAAUUGUUCAGAAAUCUCGUUUUUUUGGUUGUGCAUUCCAAUUCAUUUCAAUUGAACUGCAGUUGGUUUGUUUUGAUUUAAACCUUCAUAACUAAAAAAAUACAGCUAAGUAGCACCAUAAAACAAAAUAAUAACACGAUAACAUAAUAAUAAACAUGUUUUGACAAAAAUGUUAAAAAAUGGAUUUAUCUCGUUUUGCAACGAAACUCUUCAAAUAUAAAACAUGUCAAGAUGUUUACUAAACUUUAAAAGUAAAGUUACUCUGUAAAAAGUGAAAGCUGCUUUACUUUAAAAAAAAUACUUUAAUUGGGAAAACCUAAACAAAUAAAGUUUUAUAAAUGUGAAAAUUAAAUGUUCAAAUAUUUAAAAAAAAAUAAUAUUUAAUCAUAUAAAAUAUGUUUACUUAUUUUCAUCUUAAAUUGUAACGCAUAAAAAUUUGAGUGAUUUUUUUUUUAAGUUGAUCUAACUUUCACUUUUUACACCGUAGAAGGAAAGAGACCAAACAUUUGUUGUAAACAACUUUUGUGGUUCAUAAAAGGUGCAAAUUUCAUGUAAACUCGUAUAAAUAAAAUAAAAUAGUAUAAUUUAGAAGUAGGUGUGUUAAAGCACAGAUAAAUAGGAAUAAAAUGCCUUACAGAAUGUUGAUGCCAUAUUGUGAAAGCAUUUUGGAUAAUUUAGCCUUCGAGUGUUGAACAGAAAUUAAAUUUAAAGUAAGUGAAGGUUGUUUAACACUCCUAGGAAUAUUUGGGUUUAAGCUUGUUAAACGAAAAGAGAGAAAACAUCGAAAAAAAAUAAUAAUGAAUGUUUGAUGUGUUUUAAUGCUUUCGUUGAAUCUUUUGUUUGACAUUGAUGUGCAAUAUUUUAUUUGUUGUAAAUGGCUGCAUACCACAUUUUUAAGCACUGAAAACUUCCCCCUUUUUGAAUUUUUAAGGUUAUCCUAUUGUAAUAUUUGCUCACAUUGGUAGUGUUUUAUUUCGUACGAUUUAUACUUGAAAACAUUGUGAAAGUUUUGUUGGGGAUAUACAGUAAUACAGCUCUUGUGUUGAAUUUCUUUCUCUGUUUAUCAUUGCUUCAGAACUGAAUGUGUCUUUAAAUCGUAUUCACUCUCACUACACUUCAGUAUGUAAGUUGCAUUUCAAUGUUUAUCUUUCAGAGGUGAAUGAUCCUGAGUGAUUUAAUACUCGGGUUCGGGUACAGAUCCCCAAUACAAGUUUAAUGAGAACAUCUUAACAUAAGGGUCAAUGACAUGACGUGCAUAUUUUUGUGUCUGGGGCAUUGUGUAAUAUAAAAACAAUGUGAUAUAUUUAUUCUAUAAAACCUAUUUAGUUUAAAUAUAUUUUCAGUAUUUUUUAAUAAUAUAAAAAAUAUAUAAAUUACAUUGCCUUUAAAUUACAUUGCCUUUAAAUUUUUAGUUAAUUCCACUUGAAUAAUAUUAGUUGACAACAAUUUUUUAAACUUUUUUGAGUUAACUAAUAAUUUAAGUUGAAUUAACUCAAAAUUUUAAGGAAACCAGUUAACUUACUUUUUUAAGUUGAACCAACAAAUCUUUUAUUAGAGUGUCAUCUUUUUUUGCAAUUGUCCGUACAAAUAAGCAGUUUGAGACAAUAGUGUGUUAAAAAUAGUGUUUACAUUGUUAAAAAUUCCAAAUAAUAUACGUUGGUAUUAUUUUAUGUUCGAAACCUUCCCUAUAAACAAAUUUCAUGAAGUUUAGUAGUAAAACUUUUGUCCAACAAUCUGGAUGUUCUCAAAUGUCAAUGAACAACUGCAAUCAUGGGACUUUUAUUAAAAAGUUAACAAGUAUAAACAGUAAACAUGUUUAACUUCAGGUGGUCUUUAUGGCUGAAUGAAAAGUUUGUGGAUUUUUCUCAAAUGCUGAAAAAAUAGCUUGUAUUGUAAUGGGUAGGCUGGUGCAUUUUCUGUGUCAGGUGGUACAACCAAUUUAAAAAACAACAACUUUUUUAUAAAACACAUUUUAAUUGUAUUUAAAGUGUAUUUAUGAAUUUGAUAUCACAGGCAAACACUCAUAUCAGCAUCUAAAUAGAAGUAAA